Molecule: messenger RNA, 273 nt
Organism: Trichomonas vaginalis G3
Lineage: Eukaryota; Parabasalia; Trichomonadida; Trichomonadidae
Product: Poxvirus D5 protein-like family
Exons: 1
Coding region: 1-273 (90 amino acids)
Source: RefSeq, a predicted model, not a curated record
AUGACAUUAGAUAUUUCUAAGUUCAAUCCAAGACAAAUUCCACAUACCGAAGAGAGACAAACAUUGUUAGAAGCAAACAAGAGUGUAUAUGAACUGUUCAUAGAUGAAACUGACUUUGUGUCAUUAGAUGAAAGGUCAUUGUACGAUUCGUAUAAACAAUAUUGUCAAGAAUAUGGUUAUAUGACAGCGUCUAAACGAACAUUCUUGGCAAAUGUCAAAAGUCUUUUAGACGUACAGAAUGGUGUAUAUACAAAGAAAAAUUUUUAUGAGUAA